AUGUCUACCACUACCAACAAGUCUGAGCAAGCCGUCGCUUACGCCGCCUUAAUUCUCGCUGACGAAAGCAUCGCCAUAACACCAGAAAAGCUCCAGACACUGCUGAAGGCUGCUGGUCUUGAGGAUGUGGAGCCGAUUUGGACCACACUCUUCGCCAACGCACUCAAGGAUAAGAACGUCAAGGAAGUCUUGACCGCGGUCACGGCUGCGCCAGCCGGCCGCAACACCGUCACCGAUACCAAGGAAGAUGGCAAGGUGUCUGGAGAGGAUGGAAACGACGAGAGAGACGGAGAUGAAGGCAUCGGCAUCGACGCGGAUUCGGACGACGGUUCUGCCUUUGGCGACCUAUUCGGCUAA
Molecule: messenger RNA, 357 nt
Organism: Alternaria burnsii
Lineage: Eukaryota; Fungi; Ascomycota; Dothideomycetes; Pleosporales; Pleosporaceae
Exons: 1
Coding region: 1-357 (118 amino acids)
Biological process (GO): cytoplasmic translation
Cellular component (GO): cytosolic large ribosomal subunit
Molecular function (GO): ribonucleoprotein complex binding; protein kinase activator activity; structural constituent of ribosome
Source: RefSeq, a predicted model, not a curated record